UAGCACUUAAAUUGGAUUUUAAUUAACAGUGUCGCUGUUAAAGGAAAUGCGAACAAUACAUUUACCCCGUGUGGGGCCCCAAAUAAGUCAUGAGCUUUUGCAUCAACUUGAUCACGUGACUUACAAAACACGUCGACACGAAUGUGGGUCAAAACAUGUAAACAUUGGAUUUUAAAGCAUACUAUAGCUUAAAGUGUUGAUUUGAAGAUGGAUCAGACACAAGACCACAACAAAAUCUUACCGGUAGUGGACAUGACUACGGUGGUUACAGAGAAGUUGCCGGACUUGCGCUAUGAAACUGGAACAAAAGAAAAUGUGAACUAUCCUUUGGGGAUAGUUUCGACAGCUCGUUUCGAAAAGAGUGGUCCAACAGAAAGAAGUGUGCAAUCCAGAUUAAUUGGAAAUAUUGCGUCAAACAUGAAGAUUUCAGAGCAGUUCACCGCCUUGUCUGUACGUAUGUCGAAUGCCCUGGAAGCAAUCGGAGCUGAGAAAUGUACGGUGAUGAAGCGCAGGAAAACAUUUAUGAGAAGAGAAUUCAUGGAAACUAUAACAGAAAAUCUAGUUGGAAAUAUAUUGGAAUGCUUCCACUUCGGUAGCCAAUCGGAGGGAACGACCACGCCGGGCCUUCAGUCAGAUAUUGAUUUGCUUUUCACAAACAAGAAUGUUAAUGUCAUGACACAACUGAGGGACUGGGAAAAUGGGAAACAAAACCUUCUAAUGCUCUAUGACGACAUUACUCCUCCGCAACAAUACUUACUACAAAUAUUCAAACCGGAUGCACCUGAGCCAGAAACUCGUUUGUGGAACAGCCAGUUUGUGAGGAAAGGUCCUGAUCAAAUACUUGUUAGCUCUGACAAAUUUAAACAGACAAUCGAGGAAAACAAUAAAGAUAAAGAUACAGAAGUAUCAAAAAGUGGACCCUCGGUAAGCUUUCUUGAAAACUGGGAUAUUGUAGAAGCGUACACAGUCCGCAAAGCUCUUCCUGAAAUACAACACUGGAUAGACAGAUGUCGAGGUAGACACUGGCCGUCUCCUCAGUUACUGGAGGCUGCCCGGAUAGCUCCGUGUUUUUUGGUACCCGCCGGUCAUCCAGACAGUGAUCACAAACACGAAGAAUGGCGACUGUCACCAAAUCUUAUAGAACGAAUGCUGAUGUUCAGUUUUAACGUUACGCAGAUAAAAUGUUUCAUUGUUUUGAAGAUAAUGAAGAAAUCAUUAUUAAACAAAAUUGUCAAAGAUUCUUUCACAAGUUUUCAUUGUAAAACAUUAAUGUUCUAUACCAUUGAAAGAACCCAUCCGGAUUUGUGGAAGGAACGUAACCUUGUGUAUCUUAUUGUGCUAUGCUUGAAAAUUUUGCGUAAGUGGUUAAGAGAUGGGAUGUUUCCGCAUUAUAUAAUACCAAGAGUAAACUUGUUUGAUGCGAAACUCUCGUUUGUGCAACAGAAGCGCCUUUUUCGGUUUGUGGACUCAAUGAUAAAGAAUGAUUUGCAAGAUUUAUUUCUGAUUGAUAUUGACAAUUUUGGCUUCCUACUUGGAGAGAACGGCUUAAGUGGAGGCGUGCAAAACCGAGAAAGUGGAGGCGUGCCAAACCGAGAAAAUAGUGUUCUACUCUUAAGGAAUAGUAUCGAAUUAUUUCUUAAAUUUGAACGUUUAGAGCGGCUACUUAUAGAACAACGUGGUAUUGUUUAUAAAUAUCAACACCCUGUCGUGAACCUUGAGCGAGAAAUUACACGUUGCUUAUGCAAAAUGUUCGGCUUCUUUGAUUACCAAAGAUUACAAGUAGUUGCUUUGGAAUUCGCCAAAAACCUGUGUGCAUUACGAGCAUCACUGAAAUCGUCUAAACAAAUAGGUUUCGGGUAUGGCAAAUUCAGAGAUAUUUUAAAUGGCUUUCGGUAUUCCUUAACAACGGACGUAGCUUCUACACGCCUUAAACUGGCAUCUGCGUUGUACUGUAGGGGACAUCUACAUUCAGCCGUCAAAAUAUUGGAAGAUAUAGAAAAUAGAUAUCACAAUAAGAUCAAGGCGGUAUGUGGGUGUAGAGAUAUUGAAGGAGACAGAGAUCUUCAAUUAUUUGCCAAAAUGGUAUUGCGGUUUGACAAUUUUUGCCCUGAGCCUCCGUUUGCAUUUUGUGUCAGAUUUGCCAGACAGGAAGCAUACUGCGUGCCAUACAUAUUGUUCUUUGAAAUGAACCGUGGCUUGACCGCAGAGGACCUUGGGCAAAGAACUUACACGGAGACCCGGUGGAUGGACUGCGCUGAGGUGGAUGCUCGUCCGUUCCUCUACUAUAUACAGUACUUAACGUAUGGAGGACUCGGUAAUCGUGACAGACAGAUAGAUGCCAUGUUAAAAUUAGAAACAUAUAUAUGUGAUUCAUGCAAUCAUAUAAAUUUGUAUCAUGAAGAAACGGCAGUAAACUUACUCGGUCACUGCUUUGAAAUGGAAGGAGACUUCAGAGGGGCGUUACAUUACUUUUUACAAUCUUCGAAAAACAUACCGAAAAACAAUGCAGCAAACAUGCAUGUCAGACGGAUUCUUGGUAUUAUCAAUGGUUAAGAAUCCAUUUAAAAACCAAUUGUUGAACAGAACAAUAUUUUUUACUUGUGUCACACUUAAAUCCACUACAUGUACAUAUUUCCUGUCCUGCAUACUUCCAGUAAAUUUUUAAAACAGUUGAAAAACAACUACAAUGUAUAUAUUAAAUGAACUUUUUCGUUCUAGGUCUAGUGUGUACUGUAGCUAUGAAAGUAUAACUGAUUCACGACGGCUGCUUUACUUAUCAUAAUUUUUGUGUCAUAAGAAAUUUAAAUCUUAACAGUGUUUCCGUUUUUUCUUCAGACGGGAUAGACAAAUGAAAUCGGUGCAAUUUAGUUGACAAGUAGAUGUUAGCACUUUUUUGAAAUCGCAACUCACCUCACAGUGUGAUCGCUCGGUUUGAUAAAGAUCUUACAUUCUUAUAUCCGUAAUGUUAGUCAUUGCAAUAUUGCUUAUGUUGAAUUUUCGAUUAGUAAAUUGUAACUCACAUUGUUUUAUAAAAAUAACAUGGUUAACUAUAUUAUACAGUUGGCACAUCCAAAAACGACUAUUGCUAUACGAAAUACUUAAGUUUUGUUAGCAUCUCAUUGUUGUCGAAGACAUUAAACCUUCGAUUCCUCUGUCAAAAUGUUAUCAUAUUAAGAAAAUAGUAAACAAACAAAUAUAAGUGACCCCAAAUUACUUCAUUGGAUUAACAAUGAUCUGGUAAAAUUUAAUAAUAUGUUUUAGUUUACAUUUUAGUUAAGUGUUAAGAUAAAAUAUCAUGACUUCUUAUACCAUAUUGGAUUAACAAUGGUUUGGUUAAAUUUAAUAAUAUGUUUUAGUUUACAUUUUGUUCAGUGUUAAUAUCAUGACUUCUUAUACCACCCGAAUGAAACGGAACCCACAGUUAUUAUAAUCUUAUUAUAUUGUAUUAUACGAUGUUUAUUAGAUUGUAUUAUUUGUGUUGAUCUAGUGAAAGUAAACAAUUGAUUAAAUUGAAAUUAAAUCGAACUUUUAGUAUCUUUUAUUGCUUUUGAAUGUAAAUUGCAAAGAUAUGCGGUUAAUUUUAAUGUAAACAUGUGUGUUGUGUGAUUAUUUGAAGUUGUAAACAUACGUUCUAUGGCCAUAACACGACAUCCAUGAUUGAUUACGUAUUAGCUGUAGAGCUGCAACGAUUCACCAACAGUUCGAUUCGAUUCGAUUUCGAUUUCAGACACUCCGAUACCGAUUUUUUCGAUUCGAUUCAUCUUCAAACCUAGUUUUAUCAUAUAUUCACUCGUAUGCCUCAAAAUUAACAUUUCUGUUCAAAUGUGAUUUCAAUAAAACACAUAUAAAAGAAUAGCAAAUUAGGACUCAAUUUUAAUUUUAAAACUUCUGACUAGAUUACACAAUAAUAUAAAAAAUAAAUAAAUAAUCAUAAAAACGUAUCUGGAAUCAGUUGAAUGGUAGUACUAUCACUAUUACACCUUUACCCAAAACCGCUAUAAGCAUGUCUACCACUGUGCCAUGACAGCAUAACCUGUUACCUGUAUGACAAAUCAUAUUUUCUAAUAAACUUAACAAAACUCCAACAUAAAAAGAACUACUUUUCUGGCUGGCGACUUGAGUAGUUGCACUUGUGCGACCUCUUUGUCUUGCUAAAUUAACGCUAUGUUUGCGUUUGACAUAUUGCAUUAAAUUAGAUUAGUGGUUGAGCCGGACUUAGCGUACGCCACAUCCGUGAAGCACAGUUUACACUUAGCUUUAUUGGUAGGGCUACCAUCCCGAAACCCAAAAUACUGCCACACUUUUGAUUUUAGCUUCUUAGCCGCAUCUGAUAAUUUCAAUUUGUCGGCAACAACUUGUUCAGCCAUUUUGACGCUUUUUACGAAAGUAGACCGUAACGGGCUUAUUGAUUGGAUGACUAAAGUAAUAAGCAACCAAUCGCGCGCGUCGUAAUUACAGGUAAAUAUAAAACCUACACCUCCCUGUAUCAAUAGUCAGAAUACAGCGCGCUUUACGUAUCUAUGUAUAUAUAUGUAUAUAUUUUAAAGAAUCGAAUCGAAUUUGGUAGGUUUGGUAUCGUAAUCGAAUCGAAGCAUUUCGAAUCGAUUUUCGAUGAAUCGGAUCGAAUCGUUGCAGCUCUAAUUAGCUGGUGAACGAAAUUUCUCAUGUAUUGUUGAUUUUACAAUAAGCGAAUUUAAUGAAUGGAGCGAUCACGCCCCGUUACACCUGUCUCUUUGUUGUAAUAACUUUUCACCAAAACACGAGAAAUUUACUGAUGUUAAACACCAAUGGAACAGUUCCCUCCAAGCUCAAUUUCGAUCAGAAAUCAUUGCUAAAUUAUCUGUUUUUAAUCAUAUUACGCAUACUAUUUUUAAUGUGAAUAGAUUGUCAGUAAAUAAUGCCAAAAAAAUGAUUUUACUGAUACUAGCCGCAGUGUAGCGGACCCAUUAUUUUCACAUACAUAUACGUUUAGUUAUAAACCGAAGUACAGGUUCGAUGAAGACGGUAGAUUAAAUAAUGCUGACUGGUUCGAUAGUGAUUGUGAGUCUGCCCGUUGUUUAUAUAUAUAGAUGCCUUACAGAGUUUUAACUUGAAUAAUUCUCAUGUUAAUAGAUCAAGGCUUUGCCAUUAUAAGAAACUAUAUAAAGAUUUAAUACGGAAAAAGAAAGGAUGUGCAUACCGUAAAAAAAUGACUGAAAUUGAAAACUUAAAGAAAAAUAAACUUCGCGAUGUUUGGGAAUUUUUCAAAUCAAAUAAUAAACUAAGCAGUCAUAACAUUUCAUUGGAAGAGUUCAAAUUAUUUUUUAAAAACCUUACCAACAAUACUUUUAAUUGCAAUAAUAUCGAGGCGGAACAAUUAUGUUCUAGUUAUAAUUUUAGUGAUGAUAAUGAUUUGUUUCCAGAGUUAGACCAGCCUAUUAAUGUUAAUGAAGUUACAUGUGCCAUUAAACAACUCAAAAGAAAUAAGUCAGCUGGUGUUGAUUUUAUAUUACACGAAUAUUUAAUAGAAUGUAACGAUAUAUUGUGUAACCAUUUAUGUGAUAUUUUAAUUGUAUACUACAAUCUGUUUUUUUCCCCCUGAACAAUGGAUACAGGGAAUUACAAUCCCAUUACACAAAGGGCUCUGUAAACGAUGUUAAUAAUUACAGAAGAAUAACAUAUGAACGUUGUUUCUUAAAACUAUUUACUACAAUAGUUAAGAAGCGCAUCGAAUGUAUUUGUGAAACAAAUAAAAGUAUUUCGGAUGCACAAUUCGGAUUUCGUAAGGGUUAUUCACCAAUCCAUGCUAUAUACAUAUAUUAAUGUCUUUUGUACAAACAUAUAUUAAUGAAAAUAAAAGGCUCUAUGUAAUAUACGUAGACACGAUGAAAUGUUUUGAAAGUAUUUAUAAAAAUGCAUUGUGGUUAAAACUUUAUAAAUCUGGCAUUAGAGGUAAAAUAUUGCAAAUCGUUAAAGAUAUGUAUGAAAAUGUUAAAUCCUGUGUUAAUCAUGUUCUUCGUAUUCUGACUACUUUCGUUACUCGCUUGGUCUACGCCAAGAGGAGGUAAUGUCCCCUUUGCUCUUUUCUCUGUUUGUAGAGGACAUUGAGAUGUUUUACGACAUAACAUAGACGAUGUUUUACUUAUAUUACACCUUUUUUGCUGAUGAUAUGGCUAUUUAAGGUAAAAAUUCUUAAGAACUUCAAACCAAUUUGAAGAAUCUUCUUUUGUAUUGUGAUACGUGGCGUCUAAAAGUAAACACUUCAAACACUAAAAUUAUGGUUUUACGUAAGAGGGGCCCUUUACGCUAAAAUGAGACAUGGGCGUACGAUAGCCAUAACAUCGGAAUAGUAGAUAAUUUUAAUUACUUAGGUACUGUUUUAAAUUAUACAGGUAGUUUCACAUUAAACCAAGAACAUUUAGUAGGUAAAGCCCUAAAGGCUAUGAAUACUCUAUUAUAUAAGUGUAAAAUGUAUGACCUAAAAACUUUAAUACUUUGUCAGAUAUUUGAUGCAUUCGAUCCUUAAUUAUGCCUCUGAAAUAUGGGGUUUUACAAAGUCUAAAGAAAUAGAACGUAUCCAUUUAAAGUUCUGUAAACGUAUGCUACAAGUAAGACUCAACAGUUGUAAUGCAUGUGUUAAUUGAGAGUUGGGCAGAUACUCACUUUACAUUAAUCGUUUUAUGAGAAUGUAAAAAUAUUGGUUUAAAAUUAGAUUGAGUAAUACUAUUAUUCUCCAUACUGUGUAUAAUAUGAAUGUUGAAGAGUGUCAUAAAGGUCACAUCAAUUGGGGCUCGCAUUAAAAAGUUGUUAACCGAU
Messenger RNA from Dreissena polymorpha, 6795 nucleotides. RefSeq lists its product as uncharacterized. Bases 208 to 2553 code for a protein of 781 amino acids. NCBI's taxonomy places the organism in Eukaryota, Metazoa, Mollusca, Bivalvia, Myida, Dreissenidae. The record is from RefSeq and is a predicted model, not a curated record. The transcript is spliced from 4 exons.